Messenger RNA from Coregonus sp. 'balchen', 2522 nucleotides. Lineage: Eukaryota; Metazoa; Chordata; Actinopteri; Salmoniformes; Salmonidae. The record is from the annotation of a GenBank genome assembly.
AUGGCUCACUUAAUUCGACACAAGAUCGGCAACAAGCUGACCAAUGCGGCCAACACAGUAUCCAAUAAGUCUCAGGCCAAGGUAAGCGGAGUGUUCGCCAGGCUGGGCUUCCAGGCCGCUACGGAUGAAGAGGGUCUGGGGUUCGUGGACUGCGAUGACUUGGAUUUUGAGUACAGGCAGGGGAUGCAGAUGGACAUCAUGCAGGGUGACGAGGAAGGGGGAGAUAUGGACGGAGGAGACGAGUUGAUGGUGGGGGACAGCCACUACCAGAGAGAUGGAACCGGCCCACCAUCCUCCUCCUCCCUCAAGAACACUGGGGCGUGUAACGAGUUGGCAUUAGAGGACAAACCCAAAAUUACCUCUUGGGAUGCGGGGUGGAACGUCACCAAUGCCAUUCAGGUAGAAAUAAUUUUAAGAAACACAUUAACAUAUUGUCACUAUGUCAAUGUAGGCCUAUUGUCAAGAUAGCCUUGGAAUAUACGCCCAUUCAGGGGACACCGAUUUGCAUCCUACAAAACAACUGAAACAGACCUUAAAACGACUUUAGAAAUAUUUUAAUUGACAUGUAAAAAUAUACUUUGAAUAGGCAUAUUGUAUGGUUUCAUAUUUCACAAUCCUUCAUUUAGAACAAAUGUGUCCUAAAUAUUUUCAUUUAAUCAGAAGAGAAUGUCAAUUUAAUUGUAAGCAUGUAUAUAAUAAUUUGAGGUUUUAGAGGAAAAUAGGGAUUUAUUCAAGAUAGCCUAUUUCUUAUCAGCAAAAAACAGACCCCCGGUUUCCUCUCCGUCUGGAAUGAAUCACGGCUAAAAUGGUUUGGAUUAGCCUCAGGCACCAUUAGGCCUACAUCGUUAUUCUUGAUAAUAUUUCACAGUGGUCCUUUGUAGUUGGUAGAGCAUGGAGCUUGUAACCCCAGGGUAGUGGGUUUGAUUCCCGGGACCACCUAUACGUAAAAUGUAUGCACGAAUGACUGUAAGUCGAUUUGGAUGUAAGCGUCUGCUAAAUCGUAAAUGUUAUUAUUACAGUGGAUUAUACAAAAUAAAUACAGUCUUGAUGAGGAAAUAUCUUAGAAAUAUUAGAUUCUGAGCCUGGACGCUAGUCGGCUGACAGAUGAAUAGAGGCCUGCCUAUGCUUUUCUCUCUCAACUCCAAUCGUUAUAUUUGGGUUUUCACACGUGUAUGAUUAUGCAAAUGUAAAUGUCGUUUGCUAUUAUUAUGCAACUUUGAAUAUUAUUCAUUUAUUGCAUGUGUUGUGUGUGGUGUGUGUGUGUGUGUGGGGGGGGGGGGGCACUUCGAUAAGAACAUUUCCAUUACGACUCAACUGUGCUUGUGUAUCCACAGGGGAUGUUCGUCCUUGGGUUACCAUACGCCAUUCUUCACGGAGGAUACCUCGGACUCUUUCUCAUCAUAUUUGCCGCCGUUGUAUGUUGUUACACCGGAAAGAUUCUUAUUGCGUGUCUGUAUGAAGAGAAUGAGGAUGGAAUUCUGGUGCGCGUGAGGGACUCCUACGUGGACAUCGCCAACGCGUGCUGCCAGCCACGGUUCGCGUCUCUGGGCGGACAUAUCGUUAACGUUGCUCAGAUCAUUGAGUUGGUCAUGACCUGUAUCCUGUAUGUGGUGGUCAGCGGCAACCUGAUGGUCAACAGCUUCCCCAAUCUGCCGGUCUCGCAGAAGGCCUGGUCUGUAGUCGCCACGGCUGCCCUCCUGCCUUGCGCGUUCCUCAAGAGCCUUAAGGCCGUGUCCAAGUUCAGCUUGCUCUGCACCAUCGCGCACUUUGUCAUCAACAUCCUGGUGAUAGCCUACUGCCUCUCCAGAGCCCGCGACUGGGCCUGGGACAAAGUCAAGUUCUAUAUCGAUGUCAAGAAGUUCCCCAUCUCCAUCGGCAUCAUCGUCUUCAGCUACACGUCCCAGAUCUUCCUGCCGUCGCUGGAGGGGAACAUGCAGAGGCCAAAGGAGUUCCACUGCAUGAUGGACUGGACCCACAUCGGAGCCUGCGUUCUGAAGGGCCUGUUCGCUCUGGUGGCCUACUUGACUUGGGCAGAUGCCACCAAAGAGGUAAUCACGGACAACCUUCCGUCCACCAUCAGAGCGGUGGUCAACCUGCUCCUGGUGGCCAAGGCCUUGCUUUCGUAUCCGCUGCCAUUCUUCGCUGCUGUAGAGGUCCUGGAGAAGUCUUUUUUCCAGGAUGGAGGGCGCGCUAUUUUCCCUGACUGUUACGCGCCGGGAGGACGGAUUAAGUCCUGGGGACUGGGCCUCCGGUGCCUCCUUGUGGUGUUCACGUUGAUCAUGGCCAUCUUUGUCCCGCACUUCGCACUCCUCAUGGGCCUCACCGGGAGUCUUACCGGCGCCGGGUUGUGCUUCCUUCUCCCGGCUCUCUUUCAUCUAAAACUGAUGUGGAGGAAACUCUUAUGGCACCACGUGUUCUUCGACGUCGCCAUAUUCGUUAUAGGGGGCAUAUGCAGCAUUUCUGGGUUUAUUCACUCAGUAGAGGGGCUCAUUGAGGCAUUCAAAUAUGGAGUCGAGGAAUAA